Messenger RNA from Acanthochromis polyacanthus (spiny chromis), 3208 nucleotides. RefSeq names its product nectin-4-like. Gene Ontology annotation, cellular component: adherens junction. Gene Ontology annotation, biological process: heterophilic cell-cell adhesion; homophilic cell-cell adhesion. The record is from RefSeq and is a predicted model, not a curated record. NCBI's taxonomy places the organism in Eukaryota, Metazoa, Chordata, Actinopteri, Pomacentridae. The coding region runs from base 356 to 2119 and encodes 587 amino acids. The transcript has 11 exons.
GUUUUACAGCGGUGCGUGACAAUCGAGCAGGUUUCUGUUUGUGCAACACAAACUUUAUUUUUGUUCCAUCGGCUCGAAUAUCAGUGACACUGUUUCUGUUUACCUGAGAUGAAGAUUGCAGCUUUUGCACAAUAAUAUUCUGCUUUUAUCAGCGGAUAAAGAAGGCAGAAGAGAUUUAUUUUUGAAACUUUUUAUAUGAUCUGAGGAGGAAACACUCGCUGCACCUGCUACUGCUGCUGACUUACUGAUCUCAGUACAGAUGUUGAGAAUGAAAAUCCUGUAACACGAUAUAUAUCUUUUUUUUUCUUUUUACAACAGCUCCAGACAAAUUUUUUUUUUUUUUUUUGGACUAAACAUGGAGUCAAAAAGGCGACAGGAGAAGAUUCUGGCUCUGAUUUUUCUACUUGUUUUGUCUGUUCAGGGCGACUUUGUGGAGCCUCCUGAGCCUGACACCUCGCAGGUUUCCCUGGCAGAGAGUCAGACCAGACUCCCCUGUCAAUACCAGGUGGAGGAUGACGAGAAGGUGGUUCAGGUCACCUGGUACAAGGAACUUCCAGAUGGCACCAAGGACCAGAUCAUCACAGGUCACUUCACAGAUGGCCACACAGAAUUUGGGCGUUACUCGGGCCGGGUGAGGUUCGAGAGCAGCACCCCGACGCUGAAUGCUGCUCUGCUGAUCCCUAACACCGAGGAGUCGGACGAAGGCAGCUACACCUGCCAGAUCACCACCUUCCCCAAUGGAAACUUUGAGAGACACAUCACGCUCACCGUCUGGAUUCUACCCAUCUCCUCCCUGGACCCGGUGGUCCUCAUAGAGGGCCAGUCGUACCGCGUAGUCGCCUCCUGCCGGGCUGUGGGUCGCCCGGUCCCCCGUCUGUCCUGGGACACUGACCUGCCGGGUCAGCAUCAGGACAGAACCAACGAGGGCGGCUCCGUGUCCAGCUACUACUCCCUCCACCCUCUGCGCAGCAUGAACGGGAAGAAGCUCGACUGUUUGGUGUCGCAUCCCAGCCUGGAGCAGCCACGGAGGAUCUCCAACCGCCUGGAGGUUCAUUACCCCCCAGAUGCCACCAUCUCCCCGUCCUCAGGCCAGUGGUACGCGGGUUUGGAGAAAGCUGAGCUCUCUUGUGAAGGCAGAGGACACCCCAAACCUCACAACAUCUCCUGGACACGGAAAGGAGGAGCACUGCCAGAUGGGGUGUCUGUAGUUGGAGGGAAACUCAUUUUCGCGCGAGCCCUUCGUAGUAAUGACAGUGGGGUCUAUGAGUGUGUGGUCACGAACAGCGUGGGAUUCGGAAAAACAGAUUACACACUGACAGUAGCAGAGACUUCUCCACGCGGGUCAGAUUUUCGUCCCGAUAACAACCAGCUGCUGAUUAUUAUUGGUGCCUCAGCCGGUGCGCUGGUCCUGCUCUUGGUCAUCAUCGUCUUGCUGGUCAACCGCCACCACCGGCACAAAACCAAAAAGCUUGAAAUGGCGCUCAGUGAAAAAUCGGAUGAAAUUAAAACCCUCUCCAGACAGGCCUCCUUCAGGAGAGUGAACUCCGUCAGCACAGACUUCAGGCUGCAGGGUGACGAUUAUGCUCUGCUCAGAGUGGACAGCCGAAUGAAAAACAGCCAAAUGUCUCUGGAGCGUCCCAUCUACAGGGGCAGCCAGUCCACCCUGGUGGGGAAGUGGGGGCCUCCUGGAGAGGUGGAGGUGGAUGAACUGGGACGUCCCGUCAUCUGGCACGAUGGGAUGAGCCUGAGGAGAUCAGAGAUGGAUGGAGAGAAGGAGGAGCGGCGGAGGAGGGUGGAGUCGUUCCUGAAGAGCAGCAACAUGUCACUGGACUCAGGUCUCCCUUCAUCUCUGGUUCCCCUGAAGGCCCAGCAGGACGACGCCGUCGGGCCCAGAGACCCGGAGCUGGGUCACGCCAGAGGGGGAGACUCUCCUCGUGGGGAGGGCUGGACUCCCCCUCAGACUGUGACUGAGGGGCAGGAGGACGAAGAUGACGACAGCAGCCGCUCCAACCAGAUUUCUGAGACAUUAAACGCUCACUUUUACUACAGCAAUGGCGUCCUCAGGCCCAGACCGCACUCCAAUGCCAUCCUGCUGCACCCCAGAUCACAGAUCGUCUAGAUCAUCUUCAUCCCUGCAUGGACAGUGAAUUUUGUCUUGAUAACCACCCAAACACUAGUCAUUUUUGCCUCUUAUUGGUGGGAUGUUGACCCUUUAUUCUUAAAUUGCCUUUAUCAGUUAGCUGACAGUCAGGAGAUGACAAGAAAUGAUGGGGAAGGGUCCUUGUUUUACAGGACUCUGGGAUGUUGUAGCUCACAGCAGGGCCACUGCAUAAUUGGAAAGUUUUUGAUUUUAAUUAUUUUAUACAUCCAAUAAUGGAGAGUUAAGAGGCUCAAGAUUUUUGCCUUUCACCAAAAGCGCGUAAAUGAAAACUCUUUCUGCUCUUUAACUUGCGUGGAAUUAAGGUUCCAGUUACACCAUGUUUACUCUACAGGGUACAACCAUUUUGCACACAGAGCUACUGGUUAAAUCACAUCGACGUACAAACUCACAAAGAUGAAUCCUGCCUCUCGAUCGUGGUGCUUUGUUUACAGCAACAUUCAGGGAGGACAAUACGGACAAAACAUGAUCCAAGGACAAAGCAAACUUUACUUGGCUGCUUGGUAUCUCAAGCUCGGAUGCAUCUCUGAAUGAGAAGGUAGUGUGCAUUUGUGUAUGUAUGUAUUAUAGAUAGAAAUAUAGAGCUGCUGUAUGUUUAUUAUUGUAUCUUUAACAGUUACCUGCAACCACCGAAAAGUCAAAAAAAGCUCCUCUGGAUGAGGAAGUGGACCGAUAUUGAUCCAGCUCAUGGAUGAAAUGCAGCAAACCAGAUUCCAUGAUGGCAUUAAUGUCAUGAUAUAUUCCCUUUUUUUCAUGAACUGUAAAUAUCUUCUGUAUAAAAGCACUGUCAGGUGAUAACAAAUACACCAUACAUUGUUUUUUCUAUGUGUUUUUCUACGAAACUCCAAAAGUGACAUGUAAAAGUUUCGAUGUUUAUUCAUAAAAGAACAGCGUAUGCAAUUUUUAAAAACAAAUAAAUUGUUCUGUACUGUAAUUUGGUGGGAUUUAAGCUAAUUUCUCCUCAUGAAAGAGGGUUAAUGGUUCAUGAUGUCACUGCAGUAACACAGUAAUGCAGCAGAUGUAUUAAACUGCAGUUGUCCUUGUUCUGAC